AUGUUCAGAGCAAUCAAGUCCGAUUUAAAGAAAAUACAUCAGAGCGAAAACAGGUUGCAGCAAGCGGUGGACGACGUGCGUCAGACCCAGGUCAAGACUCAUAAGACAAUGGAGGACAUGUACCAGAAUCAGACUAAUACUCAACAAAGCAUUGAAGGAGUUUGUAAGACUGUGGCUGAAGUUCUUCGGACUCAGAUAGAAGAAGUCCGUCAGACCCAAACAAAAAAUGAGCAGGAAUUGAAAAAAGUUGCAGCAGGUUUUCAAGAAUUAAAUACUAAGGUGGAUAGUAUUAAAGAAGAAGGGGGCAAGGACAGGAAUGAUGAAGUGCUUCAAAACCUUGCCAAGUCCGAAUUCAGAGGAGACAUUGAGUAUUACGUGGAACGAUUUCAAACAGGCACCCGUGAGUGGGUCUUCGACAGAGUUCAAAAAUGGCUGGAUGACAGAGGCUCUCAAAACCGAGUGAUGGUGAUCAGUGGAAAUGCAGGGAUGGGAAAAUCUGUUAUUGCCGCUGUGAUCUGCAAGAGAAUGCAAGAGGCUGGCAGACUGACAGGAAGCCAUUUUUGUAAGUACAAUAAUGUACGUUAUUGCAAGCCGCAGUUGAUGCUUCAUUCUUUGGCCUUCCACUUGUCCACUGCACUACCUGAGUACAAACAAGCUCUUGUAAAACAGCUGUCACGAAAUCUGGGUGCCAAUCUCAACAAUAUGAGUGUUGAAGAGCUGUUUGCACUGCUUUUUAAGGAACCUCUAAGUGCCGUAGGCGAUCCAGGGAGAAACAUGCUCAUUGUAAUAGAUGGCUUGGAUGAAAGUGAGUACCACGGACGAAAUGAUCUUCUUAAUGUGAUUUCACGACAGUUUUGCCUGCUUCCUAAUUGGAUUCGUUUUCUUGUUACAACGCGUCCAGCCACAAACAUUGCAGAGAAAUUAAAACACUUAAAGCCGUUUGAAUUAAAGCAUGAUGAUCAGAAGAAUUUGGAAGACAUCAGAGUGUUAUUUACAAAGAAACUGCAGGACAUGCUCAAACCUGUAGAAGAAGAAGAAGAGUCUGAGCUUCUGGAAAAACUUGUUUUGAAAUCUGAGGGGCUCAUGUUGUAUGCUGAUUUUCUUGUUUUGUUCAUUAAUGAGAAUGCAUCAGCUCUGCACCAGAAAGACCUUGAUGGUAGUUUGCCAUUAGGAAUUUCUUCAGUUUAUGAUUUCUAUUUUAGUCGUCUGCAGGAUGAACUUACACGUAUCAAGGAACUUGACAUUAAAGAAGAACAUUUCCUGAAUUUACUAUCUGCCAUUACUGCAUCAAGAGAACCCUUGCCAGUUGGGUUUGUUUCUAAAGUGUUAGUCCCUGGAAUUAAUUCACCUCUUGCAAGACGUAAAGUGCUUAAAGCUUUAGCCAGUGUAUCCGCACUUCUUCCUAUUUGUGAUGAACGUCUCCAUGUCAUCCACAAGUCGGUGAAAGACUGGCUGACUGACACAUCAUGUUAUGGAGAACAUGAAUUUAUCGUGGAAGAGAAGUAUGGACAUCAAAUACUUGAAGAGCUAUGUAUUGACGAACUUGUCGGUUUGAAACGGAAAGGUGCUGGAAACGCGCAGUUAAGCGCCACUGAGAAGUAUGCCCUGUAUCACUGUGCUCGUCACAUGUUACACUCUGGAGUGGACAUAGAACCACUUAAAGUGGACGAGCUGACAAAGGCCUACGUGAUAGAUUUAGAAAUACUUUAUGCCAAAAUUUUAAUGAAUGGCUCAGUGGCCGCCGAAGACCUUCUUUGGCUUGAAAAGACGGGCAUUUCUGCAAUAUUAUCAGAAGAGAGCAAAAGUAUCUUGGAUACAUUGUUGUUUCUAUUGAGAAAGUUCCUGAACAGAUUCACAGACGCUCCUCGUACGUUUCUCCAAACCAUUCUAAACGAGGGAGGGAAAGUGUUGUCCUCUAAAGCGUCGAACCUUUUACAGAACGGGUAUCCUGGAAUACCAUAUAUGGAAAAUCUUCACAAGGAGCCGCAACAGGGAGGCGUUGAAGCUCGAUUUGAAUGUUCAGCUUGUGUGGUCUGUUUGGACGCCUCACCGAAGUUGGAGUAUAUGGUCUGUGAAUGUUCAGACGGAAUGCUUCAGCUAUGGUCACUCCAUACUGGUAGGCGGAUGUGGACACGCCCAGUAAAAGAAAAAAGGUGUUUUAAGAGGGACUAUGAACACGAAGCCUUUCGAAAGUUGCCUUCAGUAGAUGUUGCUUCAUUUUUUCGCUCCGUUGUUUUCCAUCCUAUUAAACAUAUUGUUUUACCUGGGAUUCUCAGUCACGCGUACGGUUUGGAAGGGGAAUUAAAACCACUUUUUCCCAAAAGUGGUUGUAGGUUCUCGGUUUGUUCUAUUUCCGGUGACAAGAGCAAGAUAGUUACGGAUUGCCCUCAGAAUUCUAAGUGCCUUUUCCUUUGGAGUUUAAAAGAUGGUUCAGAGAUUGAUCGGAUAUCCAGAGAUGAAGACAUUUUAUCUUUUGCUUGGUCCCGAGAUGGGAGACUUCUCGCCAUUUCCCAUUCUUCGGGCUUGAUUUGUUUGGUUGAUGUGAUGCAUGAUUUUAUUGAACUGGCCCAAACAACUACCACAAAAGUAUGUGGAAUCCUAAAAUUUUCACCUGAUCAUCAAUCCCUUUUUUGUUGGCAUUGGUACAAGUUCUUUAACCAACAAGUCUAUCGUCUCGAUGUAGAUAUGGACAGCGUCCGCAACACGUAUUCUUUAAACGUUGUUGAAAAUGUCUCUUAUGAUUACCAGAGUUUUGAAUCUUUUGAUGAUUGCGGUUUUUUAUUGGGAGAUAUUGUUGUCUCCGAACAGACAGGCAGUAUGCUUUUUGUUCUUGGAGAACAAAGUCUGUUGCGCUGCCUGGGUAGAGUAAUCGAAAUGGUGAACAUUUUAAAUGCAAACAAGAGAGUUCGAUGCGUAGCUUCCAAGAUAGCACUGAGUUUGGAUGGCCGUACCGUCUAUGUUUCUAGCUGUGGAACAGUGACCGCUUGGGACUUGGUAACUGGAAAUCCUCAAGCUGAAAAAAACCUCGAGAUUACGUGGCCGAAAAUUUUCAUUCCCCUGAAAGAAGGUAUCUUAAUUACAACUGGGCCCAAAAUUUUCGAGUUGUGGGAUUACAAACUGUCUGACUGCAUCAAGAGGUGGACUGGCCUCUCUGAUUUUGAACAAGUAAUCCCCAUAUCAGAAGAACUGAUAGCUCUUGUGUUUGAGUUUGAAGUGACAGUCCUGAAUACAAGCAGUGGGGAAUUCAUUUCCUCAAUCCAAGUUUCACACAGAAGAGUUAUUACGUGCAGCAGUAAAUUUGAGCUGUUAACGGAGGUUUGUGGCUCACUUCAAUUGUUCGAUGGCACAACAGCUGUGUGGCAGAAGGACUGGAGUACUGAUCGCGGCGUUUUCUCUCCUAAGGGCGAGUUGCUUGUCGUUCUGACGUCUCAAGGGCCGCUUGUUUUGGACUCCGUUUCAGGGAAAGGACUAUGUAUUUUGCCUACUUCUGCUAUGGACAUUCUUUGUCAGUUUGUUAGUGACGAGGAGUGUGUUUCUGUGAAUCAUGGUAUUGAAAGUUCUACUGUUCAACUGUUUAAUGUCAGGUCUGGUGACCCUCUGAGUUCAAUGGAGGUGGAAAGCAGAAUAACCUGUUUAGCAGCCUCUUCCAAAAAUGGACUUUUCGCAAUCGGCCUGCUAGACUGCAAACCAAAUUUCAAAGUUAUCAAAGUGCAUUUGCCUCGAAGGACAGUUGGAGGAACCACAGGUGAGCUGUUGGUAAAUGUGACUAUCUUUAAGGCUUUUUUUCUUGUGCUUUAACCCAAAGGUGUCAGUUGUUACUCCUUGUCGUCUUUGUUUUUGUUAUUAUUCGAGCUUGCUUUAGCAGCCAGACUCUAAAAAUUCCAGCGUUCCUUUUUUUUCUCGUGUGUGCGCACGUAAGGGAGUCAUGAUCCCAGGCGUUCCUAGCGUGAACCGUGGAAACUCGGGAUAAGCAUCGCGAGGUGACUGAUAGCCUGCUGCAACGCAGGCUACUUGACUGACAUCAGAAAACGUUUUUCAGAGAGCCAUGCAUUUUUUGUGAAGAAAGCCGUGGAAAGAUUAAUGCGAAAGAUGUCGAGCUUUUCCGGAACGGGUGGGUCCACGAGUUCUAUCACUUGAAAGCGUUGAUUGCUUUGGAACAAGUGAAUACUUCAAUCGUCGAAAGAAGCAGGAUCUUUGUGAGCAAAACUUUGAUGGGGAGGUAAACCGGUGUAGUGUUGUAAACUUUCAUUGUAUGAGUCUUGUGACGAGCACGCCGGCGGUUUAUUUUCGACGAUGAUUGAAAUGACACACCAUGUUUAUCACAUUUCUGGUCUUUUUCUCUUGAAUCGAGCCCCUUGCAUUGAUUGUCAUGUAUUUAUACACGCGUACUCAAUCAUUUCAGAAAGAAAUCGUCGAAUACGAUAUAAAUAGUGAAUAUCCUGAAGAAGACUCGACCGUCGAUAAGGUAGGACGUGAAAAUCUUUUAGCGAGGAAACCCGGUGUCCCUAAUCUCCAAGCAAGCUCGACUCAACGCUUAUGAGAGCGUUCUUGUUUAAACUUCGAUUAUUGUUAGUGUUGCAGACUGGAAAGCUAAUGAUUGCUAAAUUGCCCUUUGCGUAAUCUUGGUAAAUGCAAAUGUAGCUUUGAUAGCAAACCCUGAUAGUAAGCGGGUUCAUACAUACUUCACCCAGUCUUACUGGUCCUCAUCAGUUCCUAAACAGCCAUUGGUCAAGCUUGUUUUUUAUCCAUUGAAGAGCUACUUAAAACGACUUUCAUUUCAUGUCUUUUAGGACGAUUGGUAUACCGUGGAAUAGACAGCUGCGCGUAAAGAACUGGAUGUAAACAAAAGGUCAGCAAGCGUUUUCUUUUCUGUCUGUUAGAAAAUAUCCCGCAAAACCAGCUAUUUCUGUCCCGGGCGUGAACGAAAUCGUAGAAUUCCCCUGUGUUUUUCGAGCGAAUGUAUGUAUAUUAUUCCUUUUCGUGUAUGUUUCAAUUUUUUUUUCAUAUGUCCCAAUAUUCCUUUAUUUAAAUAUGCUACAGGUCAGAGAACGUUGGCAGUUAUUGGAGAAGCAUUAGAAAAAACGCCUGUGGACAGGCUAGAUUUGAAUUUUUUUGUAGGGACAUUUUGAGUCUUAAAUUAAGAGAUCCUAAAACACACUUUUUACCGCAGUCAACACAAUAUUUAUUAUUUAGAUUUUUAACAGCGAAGAGAGAGUGAUCCUAGAUGAAGGUGGAACGAAGUGCGAAGGCCAGGCGAAGCAAAUUCAUCCUGCUCUAGUGGCCUGCCCGCCCAGUUGAAUGUCGAUGAACUUGAGAACGUAUCUACACAGAAAAUAGCUGAUGCGAUUUACAGCUCUCUGCAGGAGCCCUUGGAAGAGUACCGGCGGCCUCCGAGGACCACGCCCCUGAGUUUGGUGCGGUAUCAGAACAAGAGUUUUACAAGAAACUUUCCCGCCUAAACCCAGCGAAAGCUAGUUGGCCCAUUCCGAACUCGAUACUGAAAGACCGUUCGGAAUUCCUUGCCAACUCGGUAACUACAAUCCUAAAUGCCUCAUUUAAGGAGCAGCUCUUACCGAACUCGUGGAAACUUGCUGACGCGUCGCCUCUUCCUAAGACGAAAUCUGUCAAGGAAAUUAAAAACGAUCUCAGACCGAUAUCGCUCACACCAUGUACCUAUGAGAUUGACGAGGACUUCGUCGUCACCCAGUAAGCGAAACCAGCUGACUGGUCACGCAAGAAUAAGUUUAAAAAGUUGGAACUAUAACAAAUCAGUGGCACCCAACGACGGUUUCCUCCUAAAUGCAUUAAAAACACUUUAUAGGCUAUCCAGAGGAAUUUUGGAUCUCUAGAAAUACAUUCUAAGCGGCGCUAUAAAAUAUGUGUCUGUUUGGUCAUCCUAGGGAAACUUGAGUCUUUUCGAAAUUAUAAGGGCUUCAGUAUUAUUUUCCCGAAAAUUUUAGAAGCAAUUCGACGUAUUACGAACGUGAUGAUUUUUCUGAUUCCUCCAUCACGUUUUUGAUUCCGAAAAUUUUAGGUUUCCUGUUGUGAAAGAAAAACAGCCUAACCUGGGCAGUGAAAUGUGAAAUUUAAACUUCAGAAAAUCAUACGAGUUUAUUACAUAAGCAUCGAAAAUUGUACAUGAAUGGAACGAUCAUUUAUAAAUUUUUAGCUGUCCUUAAGCUAUAGAAAAUUAUACAUCUUGCUAUACGGGUUAGUGAGUAGUAUCGUGGGACAUUUUUACGAGUCACGCUGUAUUUUGGCGAGCCCGUGAGACGAGUCAAAAUACAAGAGACGAGAAAAAUAUUCCUCGAUACUACACACUAAACCGUUCAAUAAGAGAUUUAUUAUUCAACUCGAGGAAUAUAAAAUAGAACUCAGUAUAAAUGUGUACUCUUGCCUACUUAUGACGAGAUGGCGUGACAGACGAACGUGAGUCGAGUUUUCGCGCGCUUUCAUCAACGCUGUUGCUGAUUGGUCAGAAAUGAAAACUUGUUAAACUAGUUUACUCAGGGUGCUUUCUAUAAUGCCAAAAUUUCCGGAAAUUUCGGUCCAAACGUAAAUGGAAUGGUUCGGACAAGGCGGAAAUUUUCCGGUCAAAGUGGUCCACCUCCAGAGGUGGUCCUCUUUGACCGGACGGUCCGGCCCGACCGAAAAUUGACGUUCAUUUUCAGAAAUUUUCGUUUGCAGUCCCGCUCCUGCUCGUCACCCCAGUAAAAAUGGCGGAUGGUUUAGAUGUAAGUGUUUACGAGUACGGUGCGUGUAAGCUUCACACGCAAGACGUAAACUUUCUCCUUAUGCGCAGUUGCACACAAGGCUCAGGCACAGCAGUGCAUCUUACUUUGUUUUUUCUUCUGGUUUUCAUCAGCUUUUAAAGACAAAUAUUGCUGGUUCCUCCGAAUGCUGACGAUGUUUUCUCGCGUUUUUCUCUUAGCAGUAUGUGACCCUAGCCCUUACGGCUUUGACAGUCAGUGCGAAAAAAAUCCAUAGCUCAUUCCAACAACCUCCACUAGUUCGACCAAAGCCCUCGAAAGAUGGGAGGAUAAACACGUCCGUUUACUUAUUGCAAGCUACAUGAAGAUCAAAGACGAAUUUGGGAAGUCACACAUUACCCAACAAUCAAUUGGGUCGGACUUUUGGUUCGGACGCUCACUUCUGCGUCUCCUUCAAAAAUGCCCAGACUACCGUUUAGGAUUUUAUCAGAUAACUAUUUACAAUGUAAUAAAUGUUAAGGUAAAGGAAAACGGGGUGACUUGUAGCCUGGUGAGAGCAGCAAACACGAUCAGACUACAGUUUGGACCGGCAAGCCUGAGAGCAAGCUCACCCGGUGGGGGAGGCAAUAAAGGAGGUCCCCUUCCCGUCUUUGCUCCCCCGCCGUCGUAUUAUGACCCCUGGGAGAGCUUGCUCGCAGGCUAUGGACCGGUAGAAGAAAUCUUAAUGGGACAACCUCGUUCCCAGGUUCUCUACCUACCCGUCUCUCUCUUACUCCGUCGGGUGGGGGAGGGGGUUAGUAGGUGGGUAGGAGAGAACCCUGGGAACGAGGUUGCUCAAUGGACCUUAAGCAACGACCACGACAACGUCAAAAAACAAUUUAGUCCGGCAGCUUAGCUAGAAAUUUUUAGUGAAUUGUGCACUUUUAGAUACAAGCAUGAAUUUUGGCACACCGAUAGUAGUCACCAAUACAAGCAUUUUCAGGUAUAGUGCCAAGCCGGUAGUAGGUCCCCAUAGAAACCACAAUGUAUUAAAUUUCAUAAAAAUUAGUGAAUUAGAUUCAUUAAAUUGUUGUCCUAGUUUAUCAAGACAUAGAAUCAUUUCACUCAGUCAUCCAACCUGUUUUCCACGUACAUCUUGUUUAUAACACGCCGUUUGACCUUAACUAUGCGUUGCCAUGGCAACGGUAAGCAAAGGAAAACUAAAACCACGACGACUGAAUAAAUUAAUGUGCCUUCAGUUUGUUUGAUAAUUAUAUGUGAUACAACUAAUAUCUUUAAACAUAGCUUUGCUACCUAAUAGAUUUCACAUUUUCGUUACGGAAUAAACUUACGGUUCUCUAGUCAUUUGCCACUGUGCUUCCCGCACUGCCUAUAACAAUACAACACAAUACAAUAAGAGUUUAUUGUGAAAAUACACUUAGCUACAAUAAUGGUGUGCUAUCACAGACGGAACCGAAAUCGGGGUCUGUGAAAGCACGCCAGCUAAUUUACAGGUAUUCCACAAACACAAUAAAAUUAAGAGUUAAAAAACUAGAUAUGGAAUAUUCUAUAAUUAAAAUUAUAACAAUCAAAUCUUAAUAAGUAUAUCUUAUAUCUAAAUAAAUACUAAAUUCAAUAAAAAAGCGUCGAAAUUAUAAAAAUUGCACUAGGUCAACUUGGCUAAUGGAUCUGGAAAUAUAAUUCCAGCUCGAAUAUUCUCCAGCUACUUUCACUCGUUGUUGGCGAUCAGAGAAAUAAUCCUCAAUGAUAUUAGCAGUUCUCUCGUCAGCACCAUAUUCUUUGAACUUCUUCACAAUGAGAUCGUGUGGUAGAGAGUCGAAGGCCUUCGACAAGUCCAUAGACACAAGGCCGAUCGUCCAGAUGGCCGCCGUGUUUCUGCAGAGACAUGAUUAAAAUGACGUUGAUCGAAAGGAAACGUUGUUGAAAUUUUCCUUAACAGUAUUUUUUCUAGCUCAGAUGAGUCUCAAAUUGUUGAAAAUGUGCCUUACGUAAGCGGUAUGGGUGUUGCUGAGUUAAACUUCCUCUCUAAGGCCUUCGAUAGUGGAUGUUGUGCUGAACCAUUUUCAUGACUUUUGAGCUUCAUCUUUAUCACAUUAUGUACUAAUUGCUGUAUCUCGAUGUAAAUUCCAUAAUAUCGAAUUUUUCAAUGCUUUCUUCCACCUUCCACGUAAAUGCCGUUUUGAAACUCACCCCAAUCCUCCCUCAAAAUUCGCAAGAAAUGCAGGUUGGUGCGCACUAUCUGCAGCUCUACCGGUGACCCUUAUUUUUCUUCAUUAUUUUAAUAAUAACAGUUCUUCCUUUUAAUGGCAAUUCUAUGACCAGCGGAGAAGGAAGCAGCAUCACACACUGUUAAGGCAUGGAACACAAGGAGAAAUGUCGAGUUAGAUGGACCAAAGGCUUUUGGAAAGAGUGUGGGUAGGAUAUUCCCUGUCCCAUAAGACACUCAAAAUUCCUUCAAGUAUAAAUAAGCCUGUGUCAGGCUCCAAGAUAGUGGGGAAAACGGAACGAAAAAAAGCGCUUAAUUUCGAAUCAUGGUUGACUAGUGAACCAGUUUUCUACUGCAUCAGCUACAUGGACUAUCAUUUUAAUGUUGCCUCUUCUCCGUGCAAACAGACUCAUUCUUGACCGUGUACGUUUGAUGCAGUGGAUUAGUUACAGGAAUUUUUCUUAUCACCAUGCAAUCCAGUUUGGUCCUGUUGAACGCAUCGCGACGAGAUUUUUGCCACGUAAAAAACGACUUGAUAAUAUGGAAGCUGAAUUCCAUCUGCCCUGCAGUCAACUGCUAAAUUUAAUUUUCCGGUCUCACAAAAUGAAGUUAAGUCUUAUUCAAAAAAAAGGUAUCCAGCACAUACCGAUCGAGAAAGAUACAUUCAACCAAAUCACUUGGCUUGAGAGGAAUAAGAGUUCUUGAAACUACGUCACGGCGAGAGGAGACUAAUGAAAUAAUCAAAACAACACUGCUUUUGGUCGGAAUCAAAAAUUUUUUUGGUCAGAAUGAAAAAAUUUUUUACCGGGAAACGUUAUUGCCUUAUGUGUAGAUUCGGAUGAGAAAAUAAAAAAUUCGUUAAGAAAAAAAUUCGUCAAGAAAAAUAACUUCGCGGGGGGUCUCGGGUGUGAAAUUUGAUUCGCUGCUAACUAGAAAACUCCCUACCAUUUGAUAUACUUGAAGCCUGAAAAAGGUACCCCUUUCGGGCGGAGCCUCCCCCUAUAGGCCAUUUUGCCUGUAGUAACAAAUAAAAAAUCUUUUCAAUAGCAUUAAAGAUUAAUCUAGCUUUGAGCAUGAAUUUGUGGGGGAGUCACAGAAAAGAAGGGCUAACGUGGCUGGCUUUCAUAACUGGAUUCAAUUCCACCUGCAAGAGAAAAAAAGGCUUACUUGACUAUAAAGGCUUCUAUUCAAGUCGGAGAGUAAGUAUUUAAAUGUCACUACAAAACUUUACCAUGUUCAUGUCAUGAUAGCUAAUCUCUCAUUGUAGUAUAUUCAAGGAUAAGGACAUAAAAAAUUUGUCCGAGAAAUGUCCAGAAAACUUUAAUUCUUGGCCAAAUGUUAAUUUUUCAUACUCUUUCCAGACAAUUUCUCAUCUGUUGGGCUACGUGGUCAUUUUGGUGAAUAGCUAAUACCACAUUUUAUUUCAUGCCUAAAAUUAAUUUUUGUAGCAUUUUAGGUAAAAUGACAUGAAAUUAAUUCCAGAUUGAUGCUGUGAUGAAAUUUGUCUGUCAGGGGCACCCAACGACGUUGGGCUAAAAUGGUUUUUGGUGAAUAGCCUCCUAAACUUAAAAUUAGGUAAGACAUGAAAUUAGCUUUGAAAAACACUCCUAAAUACGUUGAAAACACUUGUAGGCUUUCCAGAGUCAGACUUAAAGAUUCCCAGAGAUGCAGUCUUAGCGGCGCUAUAGCUUUUGUAUCUUUUCUGUCGUCCUGGGGGAACUUGAGUCUUUUCGAAAUUGCAAAGGCUUCAGUAUUAUUUUCCCGAAAAUUUUAGAUGUAAUUUAACAUAUUACGAAAGUGAGAAGUUUUCUGAUUCCUCUCUCCACACUUUUGAAUCCAAAAUUUUAGGCGCGAUUCGUUUUUUGUCCGAAAAAUAUCCUAAUCUGGGCAGUGAAAUGUGAAAAAUUAAAGGUUCAGAAAAUCGUAGGGAAUUUAUUAGAUAAGCUUCGAAAUUGUACCUGAAUGGAAUGGCCAUCUAGAAAUUAUUAGCCGUCCUCAAGUAAUAGAAAUUAAAAAUUAUUCUUGGCAAUAUUCGCUUCUCCGAACAGAUUUACAUAAAACAGUCGUUGGGUACCCCUGAUCUGUUAGUGUUUUUUGUAAUAAUAUUAAAACAGUAAUAAUACAACUAAAUUGUCUUGUUUUUUCCUGACAGGAAAAGCACAUAACAAGAGAAGAUUGGAGCAUGAAUAAGCCGCUUACUGUGCGGUUCAAUUGGAAAGGUGAUUUAAAACGGAUUGGCGGUUGUCUCCUUCGCAGCCGUUAUUAGGGUCGUCAAUCGUCACGCAACGCUCCUCCCCACUAAGGACUGCGAAGGAGAAUAGAUUGGCGGCAGCUUCAUUGGCACUAGCCCUGAAUUUGAAAUGGCACUGUGUACAGUUUGUUUCCUGGCUUGGGAAGCAGAUGGGCGUAUCGACCGUAUUAAGCUUGAUGACUACGAUGUUAUUGUCAAAGCUCAUCGCUUUGGAGCAAACUUACUGAGUACCUGCUAUCAGAUUAAUAAGUGA
Messenger RNA from Porites lobata, 11420 nucleotides. NCBI's taxonomy places the organism in Eukaryota, Metazoa, Cnidaria, Anthozoa, Scleractinia, Poritidae. The record is from the annotation of a GenBank genome assembly.